AUGCAUUUCUCUGCUAUCAGGACCGCGUCAGCAGGACUGCUUGUCGUUGGUGCUUCUGCCCAACUUUACCCCGAUCAGAGCCCUCUGAACCAUACUUGUGCGCUUCAAGAACCGCUGCUCUCAUGUCCUCCACAGUCUCCUUUGGACGUCGAUUCCUGCUGCGUCGAGACAUUUGGUGGCCUUGUCCUCACCACACAAUUCUGGGACACCUACACUGGACGUGAAUGCGAUGGUCAGGUUCUCCCCAAGGACGUCUGGACCCUCCACGGCCUCUGGCCUGACUUUUGCAACGGUAGCUACACCCAGUACUGCGACUUGAACAGACAAUACGAUCCUAUUCCAUCGCCCAACACCACUAAUGGUCUUCCCAACGGUACCGUCGUCAAGCCUUACAACGGCCCCAACAUUGGUACUUUCUUGGAGCCCUUUGGCAAGUUCGACUUGCUUGAGUACAUGAACACCUACUGGGUCGCUCAGAACCAGGACAACGCCGGAUUCUGGGGCCACGAGUUCUCCAAGCACGCAACUUGCUUUUCCACCUUCAACACCCCCUGUUACGGUCCGCAGUACCGUGAGCACGAGGAAGUCGUCGAUUUCUUCGAGACCGCAAUCAAGUACUACAAGCGCGUUCCCACCUUCAAGUGGCUCGCCGAGGCCGAAAUCACACCCUCCAACACCACUCAGUACAGCUACACUGCCAUCCGCGACGCAUUGAGCUCGCAGUUCGGUAGUGUUCCCUUCAUCGGAUGCUCUGGACCAAGGUACAACACCACCGACGCCGGAAAGGGCAGCACUGAUGCCGGAUAUACCAAACUCACCGAGAUCUGGUACUAUGAGCACGUUUAUGGCCGUCCCCAGGAGGUCAACACAAUCCCCGUCAAUGCCAGUGCUACCUACUUGACCAACUGUGCUAAGGUUGACGGUGCCAUCUGGUACCACGAGAGGUCUGAGGGAUCCGAGAAGUUGCCCACAGUGCCCUACUAA
Messenger RNA from Aaosphaeria arxii CBS 175.79, 984 nucleotides. RefSeq names its product ribonuclease T2. Gene Ontology annotation, molecular function: RNA binding; ribonuclease T2 activity. Bases 1 to 984 code for a protein of 327 amino acids. Gene Ontology annotation, cellular component: extracellular region. NCBI's taxonomy places the organism in Eukaryota, Fungi, Ascomycota, Dothideomycetes, Pleosporales. Gene Ontology annotation, biological process: RNA catabolic process. The transcript has 3 exons. The record is from RefSeq and is a predicted model, not a curated record.